UUGUUUUCCCCUAGUUGGGUUAAUAACUUUGGCCAUGAGGGACUUGGCCUCCUCUUGGAUGCUUUGGAAAAGCUGCUGGACAAGAAACAGCAAGAAAAUAUUGACAAAAGGAACCAACAUAAACUAAUCCAGUGCUUGAAGGCCUUCAUGAACAAUAAGUAUGGACUGCAAAGGAUCUUGGGAGACGAGCGGAGCUUGCUGCUGUUGGCACGCGCAAUCGACCCCAAACAGACAAACAUGAUGACGGAGAUUGUCAAAAUUCUCUCUGCUUUCUGUAUUAUUGGCGAGGACAACAUCCUGGAUAAGAUUCUGGCUGCCAUGACAAUUGCUGCAGAGAGAAACAAUAAAGAGAGGUUUUCCCCAAUUGUGGAGGGACUGGAGAACCAUGAGGCUCAGCAGCUCCAGGUUGCCUGCAUGCAGUUGAUCAACGCCCUGGUCACCUCCCCCGAUGACCUGGACUUCCGGAUACAUCUACGCAAUGAGUUUCUAAGAUGCGGCCUCAAGAAGAUCCUUCCAGAGCUAAAAGAGACAGAGGAACUUGACAUCCAGCUGAGGGUGUUCAAUGAGAACAAGGAGGAGGACUCUAUUGAACUCUCCCACCGCCUGGAUGACAUCCGCACUGAGAUGGAAUAUCCUUUUGCUCUUCUUCUGUGUGAACAUACAGAUCUUUUCUGCACUGACAUGAAUGAGGUGUACCACAUCCUGUCCAACAUGGUCAAAGACACUGGCUCAGAACCCUACUUCCUGUCAAUCCUUCAGCACCUUUUGCUCAUCAGGAAUGACUAUUACAUCAGGCCUCAAUAUUACAAGAUAAUUGAAGAAUGCGUGUCCCAGGUGGUUCUGCAUCGCAGUGGGAUGGACCCUGACUUUGGCUACAGUAAAAGAUUGGAUGUGGACUUCACCCAACUUAUUGAUCAGUGUGUGGAUAAAGCCAAAGUUGAUGAGAGUGAACAAAGGGCUGCAGAGUUCUCCAAAAAGUUUGAUGAGGAGUUCAGUGCACGACAGGAGGCUCAGGCUGAUGCUCAAAAGAAGGAAGAGAGAAUCAAAGAGUUGGAGUCAAAGAUCCAGACACUGGAGUCCCAGUUAACUAUUGAAAAGAACAACCUCAAAGAGGCUCAAAGACUCAUCAGGGAAUAUGAAGCCAAGAUUGCUGCAGGUCCAACAGCUACAGGAGUACCACCCCCACCACCACUACCAGGAGGAGCAGCCCCUCCACCUCCCCCUCCACCACCUCCUCCGCCACCUGGCGGAUGUCCUCCACCACCGCCACCACCUCCCCCUCCUCCUGGCCAAGCUGGGAUUCCACCCCCACCUCCACCCCCAGGUGGAGGACCUCCCCCACCUCCACCACCCCCAGGUUGUGGGCCCCCUCCGUUUGGAGGUCCUCCACCUCCUCCUUCUUUGCCCGUUGUUAAACUGCCUUACGGACUCGAGGCCAAGAGGACCUACAAGCCCGAAACUGUAAUGAAGAGAAUCAACUGGACAAAGAUAGUGCCUCAGGAAAUGGCAGAGAAUUGCUUCUGGAUCAAAGUCAAAGAAGAAAAGUUUGAGAAUCCUGACCUAUUUGCUCAACUCUCCCUCUGCUUCUCCUCACAGAGUAAAGGUAAGGUGUCGCUACCGUGCAGGCCGGUUCAGUUCACUGAUUGCCUUUUCGUCAAGGGGACGGGUGCGUUCGGUGUAGUAGAGCUGAAGUCAACUUGUUGCCUUGGGGCAGGGGCCCAGUUUAUUGACCAACCUGCAAUUUUCCUGGGCUCGUUCCGCCUGCCUUAUGAAGAGAUCCGGGACAUUGUGCUGGAGGUAGACGAGGAAAGACUGAGCGAAUCACUCAUCCAGAACCUGAUAAAGAAUCUGCCAGAGCCGAAAGAACUGAGUGCUCUAGCUGAACUCAAGAGUGAAUAUGAAGAACUGGUGGAAUCGGAGCAGUUUGGCAUUGUGAUGAGUUCUUUAAAGCUCCUCCGACCACGUCUCAACGGCAUUCUGUUUAAGCUGACUUUUGAAGAGCAAGUUAACAACAUUCGGCCGGACAUCAUGAAUGUGACUUUUGCCUGUGAAGAGGUGAAGAAAAGUGAAGGCUUCAGCAAACUCCUGGAGUUGGUUUUACUGAUCGGAAAUUACAUGAAUGCUGGUUCAAGGAACGCACAGACGUUUGGUUUCAACAUCAGCUUCCUUUGCAAGCUACGAGAUACCAAAUCCAUCAGUCACAGCACAACACUGCUUAAUUUCCUGGCUGAGAAGUGUGAAGAGCAUCACCCAGAGAUUUUGAGGUUUCCAGAUGAACUGGAGCAUGUGGAGAGCGCUAGCAAAGAGGCCAUCUCCUAA
Molecule: messenger RNA, 2319 nt
Organism: Menidia menidia (Atlantic silverside)
Lineage: Eukaryota; Metazoa; Chordata; Actinopteri; Atheriniformes; Atherinopsidae
Source: the annotation of a GenBank genome assembly